Molecule: messenger RNA, 1074 nt
Organism: Nestor notabilis (Kea)
Lineage: Eukaryota; Metazoa; Chordata; Aves; Psittaciformes; Psittacidae
Product: ribonucleoside-diphosphate reductase subunit M2
Exons: 8
Coding region: 94-975 (293 amino acids)
Biological process (GO): deoxyribonucleotide biosynthetic process
Cellular component (GO): cytosol
Molecular function (GO): ribonucleoside-diphosphate reductase activity, thioredoxin disulfide as acceptor
Source: RefSeq, a predicted model, not a curated record
CCGCGGGGCGCGGAGGACCAAGAGGAACCGCUGCUGCGGGAAAACCCCCGCCGCUUCGUCAUCUUCCCCAUCCAGUACCACGACAUCUGGCAGAUGUACAAGAAGGCCGAGGCCUCCUUCUGGACGGCGGAGGAGGUGGACCUUUCCAAAGACAUCCAGCACUGGGAGUCCCUAAAGCCUGAGGAGAAGUACUUCAUCUCUCAUGUUCUUGCCUUCUUUGCUGCCAGCGAUGGCAUUGUCAAUGAAAACUUGGUAAGUGGAGCGGUUGUCACAGAAGCUCGCUGUUUCUAUGGCUUCCAGAUUGCCAUGGAAAAUAUACAUUCAGAAAUGUACAGUCUUCUUAUUGACACCUACAUUAAAGAUUCUAAAGAGAGGGAGUUUCUUUUUAAUGCCAUUGAAACAUUACCAUGUGUUAAAAAGAAGGCUGACUGGGCCUUGCGCUGGAUUGGGGACAAGAAAGCAACAUACGGAGAACGUGUAGUAGCUUUUGCAGCAGUGGAAGGAAUCUUCUUUUCUGGCUCUUUUGCAUCAAUUUUUUGGCUGAAGAAAAGAGGAUUAAUGCCUGGACUCACUUUUUCUAACGAACUCAUCAGUAGAGAUGAGGGCUUGCACUGUGACUUUGCCUGCCUCAUGUUCAAGCACUUGAUACACAAACCAUCAGAAGAGAGGGUAAAGGAAAUCAUCAUGGAUGCUGUUCUCAUAGAACAGGAAUUCUUAACGGAGGCUCUGCCUGUAAAGCUGAUUGGCAUGAACUGCACUUUAAUGAAACAGUACAUAGAGUUUGUAGCAGACCGGCUUAUGCUGGAACUGGGAUUUAACAAGAUAUACAAGGCAGAGAAUCCUUUUGACUUCAUGGAAAACAUCUCUCUGGAGGGCAAGACCAAUUUCUUUGAGAAGAGAGUAGGUGAAUAUCAGAGGAUGGGAGUCAUGUCGAAGCCCACAGACAACUCUUUCACCUUGGAUGCAGAAUUUUAAAUGAACUGAAACCAUGAGUUGUGUAUGCUCCUGUUUACACAGAAACAUUAGAUGUAUUGAGUCAGUGUGACUUAAUUCUUGUGCUAAAAUCCCACUCUU